Messenger RNA from Penicillium canescens, 1269 nucleotides. It is a transcript of the gene sur2, whose product is annotated as sphingosine hydroxylase. The transcript is spliced from 2 exons. Lineage: Eukaryota; Fungi; Ascomycota; Eurotiomycetes; Eurotiales; Aspergillaceae. Gene Ontology annotation, molecular function: oxidoreductase activity; iron ion binding. Bases 1 to 1269 code for a protein of 422 amino acids. Gene Ontology annotation, biological process: lipid biosynthetic process. The record is from RefSeq and is a predicted model, not a curated record.
AUGGCCGUAAACGCUUCCGUCGCGUUCGACCUCCCUCCUUUGCCAACCUAUACACUCAAAACGCGAGAGAACCUGCUUGAUCCGAUUCCCGAUAACGUUCUUGCGUUGCUCUUACCCAUCAUCGCCUAUUGGGGCAUGUCCAUGAUCUAUCACUAUCUGGAUGUUAAUGAAUACUUUGUUGAAUACCGACUCCACACCCCCGCAGAGGUCUUGAAGCGGAAUCGCGUGACUCGGUGGGAAGUUGUUCGUGAUGUCGUAUUGCAACAAAUCAUCCAGACCGUGGCAGGUCUUGCGGUAGUAUAUUUCGAUGCGGAGGAGACUGUUGGAAGAGAGGAGCACGAUGUGGCCGUGUGGGCACAGCGAUUGCGGAUUGCCCAGAAGGCCCUCCCAUCAUUGUUGGCUCUUGUUGGAGUGGAUGCGGUUGGCCUUGCCAAGUCUAUGUCCCAAAGCGGCCACACGAUUCUCGCCGGAGCUUUGGCCGGUGGUUCCUACCCAAGUGCGACACAGUCGCAGAUUCUCGAGAAUGGAGCUGAAGUUCUCGCCCCCGCUUUCAUGGGCUGGGAACUUGCAGUUGCAGGCUUCAUCUACUGGUACUUCGUGCCGGCUCUGCAGUUUAUGCUUGCCGUCUCUAUCGUGGAUACUUGGCAGUACUUCCUCCACCGGGCCAUGCAUUUGAACCGGUGGUUGUAUGUGACCUUUCACUCCCGUCAUCACCGUCUCUAUGUUCCAUAUGCCUUCGGUGCUCUCUACAACCACCCGGUUGAGGGAUUCCUAUUGGACACGGCUGGCACUGGAAUUGGAUUCUUGGUUUCCGGCAUGACUAACCGCCAGGCCAUGUGGUUCUUCACCUUCUCGACUAUCAAGACUGUCGAUGAUCACUGUGGCUAUGCCUUCCCCUGGGAUCCAUUGCAGCAUUUCACCUCCAACAACGCCGCUUACCAUGACAUCCACCACCAAAGCUGGGGUAUCAAGACCAAUUUCUCCCAGCCUUUCUUCAUCUUUUGGGAUCGUCUUCUUGGCACCCAGUGGACUGGCGAGGUUAAGCUGCGUUACGAGAGAGCCCGUGAGAAUGCCCAAAAGCAGGUGGACUUUGAUGUUACCCAGACACCUGAAGCCGCUCCUGCUGUGACGGUUACAGAGGAACGCGAACACGAGCGCGUGAUUGUCUCGCCCGAGGGGCCCGCCACCCGCACCCGUCUGCGCCGAAAGACUGUCGAUAGUCUCAAGGGCCCAAGUCAUGGGGUUCCUGGAAGUGUUCUCCACAACUAA